CUUUCAAUCAUGCAAUGCCACGGGUGGGCUAGCUCUUCCGUUGCCAGCCACCAUAUAUACUUCAUCCGUUAUUCAGGAGAGGAGACGUACCAAUCUUCGAUUCGCCAUGGCCGCCUUCCGCCUCCUCUUCCUCCUGCUUGCCUUGGCCGCCAGCUGCAACAGCACUGCUGCUGCCAGCGUGAUCCCGGUCGCCGCUGGGGACGAGGACCUGCAGCUGCGGCAGGAAGCCAUGGCGCAGGCCAUUACCGUGAUCUCCCGCCACAGGCCAGAGACCAGCGACGCCGAGAAGCUCAAGUGGGCGCUGGGGGUCGUGAACCUCGAGGCCCAGCGGUGGAAGCCCAUCUUCAGAGCCGUCAGCACGGUGCUGGAGAGCGGCGUCGACGACGGCACCAAGGAGGAGGCGUUCGCCCAGGCCAAGGAGGAGCUCAACCGCGACCUCGGCCAGGAAGGUCCCAACGCCCUCAAUGCAAGAUCUGUAGGAAUAAGCCACGGCGUGGUGGCCACGGCCGGGUCAUGUGCGUCGUGGGCAUGCAGAUCAUGCCCGCGCAUGCAGCGCGACAGAUGCGUGGGCGCUGUUGGGAUUAACCACGACGUGGUGCCCCUGUCCGGCACGGACUAG
Messenger RNA from Triticum dicoccoides, 619 nucleotides. RefSeq lists its product as uncharacterized. Lineage: Eukaryota; Viridiplantae; Streptophyta; Magnoliopsida; Poales; Poaceae. The record is from RefSeq and is a predicted model, not a curated record. Bases 107 to 619 code for a protein of 170 amino acids. Gene Ontology annotation, molecular function: rRNA N-glycosylase activity. The transcript has 3 exons. Gene Ontology annotation, biological process: negative regulation of translation.